AUGCAAACCGCCGUGAAAAGGGGGGAUUUCGUAGGGUGUGUGCGCUGCCCUGUGACUGUGCGUUACAGAACAAGAAAUGGAACUUUUCAUUCAUCAAUCUGUAUCGAAUGGUAGCAAAGAAAACAAAGGGAAAGGCACACUGGAUACUGUGGUGUGAUCACAAAAGGUCAAACCAUCGCUUCGAGCCCCUCCAGAACAACUUUUUUUACGUUUCGUCUAACCAUUCACGAGACAGGGUUGGCAGAUCCGGUGCGUCCGGGAUGAACCACAGCUAAACGUUUUAUCUUCCUACCUACACUAACGCUCGGAAACUUUCCACCUUCACACCCCCGGCAAACCCCGCACGACACGAAUAGACCACCGUUUGUUUAGGGGUCGGUAAGCUGGUCAAGCGGAAGAAGAGCUUGGCCACAACCGCGGCCAUUCUGCGGCCAAGAAUCAAGUUAAUCGGCUCCGGAACUCCGUUUUGUUGUAACAAAACAUUCGUGCGUUUCGACCAAAAUGACAGCGCGCGUGCGUGCGUCCGUGUGUGCGUGUGCUCGAUUGUCGGUCUGCCGUGUUUUGGGUCCCAGGUAGAGCGCCAUCUGCUUUUACGGUCUGCUCCGCACACGGGCCUCUUCCACAGGGACUACUUUAAUUACAAUCGAUUGGGAUCUUCCUCUUGGGUGGUGACGCUAUCGAGACGGCUGUGCCCUGUGCUCUAUUCCUUCUCACGGUUGUUGCUGCUGGUUGGUGUCUCUGUGUGUUCGUGGUGGGCAGCUGUUUCCCGGAGUACCGGGGAAGUUCACAGCAUAGGAAUAUAAUGACUUGCUGACGGAGCAUCGAAAAGACUGUUGUCCAAAUUGGCCUCGCAACUGAUGACUAUUCCUGAUUCCUUUCUUUGGGCCGGUUGUACGAGUUUGUUCCUGCUUAAAUGCAAACCAAGUUGAAGAACAUGCAUUUUUGAUUCGUACACCCCAUUGCAACCCCACUCGGUUCCUAAAAACAGUGGCGCAAGGCCGCGACCGCGACCAAAGUUUAAAGAGAAGAUGAAAAUUGGGCUCGGACUGGAACAGAUCCGAGCACGAAAACGCACGGACUGGACAGCUGUCCCCUCGAUAAGCGGGGUAGCGGAACAAUCCGUCACUAGUGAUCAUCAUACCUCCUUGAACGAUCAUCCUUCGGAAUCCGGAGAUCUGCGUUCGGGACAGAACGCCUCGGUGCUGUUACGACAUCGCCGUUUAAUGUAUAAACGGCCAGGUGGUUUCACCUCGGGCAGUACCAAGUUGUUGAACACGAUUAGGCGCAGGAAGCAUCUCCUGCUAAGGGGGCGUACAAGCGGAAAUCUGUCCACACAGAGCGUCGGCCACCACCAUCGUCGUACCGUGCGUACUGUGUCGGAUUAUUUUCCGAAGCGCCUGUUCAAGGGAACGAAGUUAUCCGGAACCAAAAAGUGUUUGUCGAAGCAUUCGAUUGAGAAGCAAAUUUGUGCGCAAAACGUGGAACUGGUGGGAACUGCGGUUCCGGUGAGUGUCGAGGUCAGUGAAGAACCAGAAACAGUACCAGUCGAAACUAGUGAUCAGUCAGCGAGCGCGGAAGAAAGUGUAUCAUCGGAAGUUCGAGGGGGAGAAGAGGAAGAAAAGAAGCAGGAAGCGAUAAAGCGAGAAACGUUACUCGGUGAAUUGAAGAAGGACCUCAAAGAGUAUUGUUCCGUGCGUUGGACGUUUCGACUUGUGCUUUCGAUGUUGCAAGAACGAUUGGAAGAGCUAGAACGUAGUGUCGAUGAAACGAAUGAUGGCACGGAUGUGGAUCAAUCCAAUUCGCAGGACAGUGGUGCGGAGGCGAUCAAUCAACCAGCAUCGUCAUCAGCAGCACCUGCCUCGUUCGCCGAUGCCACCAUUACCGAUAAUGGAGAUCUCGAUGUAACUUCAAACCAAAAAGAAACAGAGGAAGAACAUGUAAAACGCGAAGCACCUGAAUCACCGCCCUCCCCUGGAGAGGCGUUAGACGGCCUCCAAAGUCGUUCCUCGCCAGUGGCCACGGUCGACAGUGAGGCUGCUGUCGCGCAACAGAAGAAGAAAUCGGGAUAUACCCCGCUAAAGACCUCCAAAUCCGAAAUCCUCGAUCCGACGUACACCUGUGAAAUCAAGCUGGAACCGCUUGAGGAACGCAAAGCAUCAUUCGUCGAUUCGUUGCUUGACAAGUUCAAUCUUCCACCGCCAACUAUGCCGCUCACGAAUGGCUUAGGUGGAGAUGGAGGAGAUGACGGUACGGGCGAGCAAUCGCAGCAAUCGCGGCGUUGUUUGCGCGAUCGCACCAAGAUUGCCGCUCGGCCACGGUACAUUGAAAUACCGGAGGAACCGCGGCGCGUACGCGUUUCCAAGGUGUUCGGUAAGCUGCACAAAAGUCUCAAUCUGGAUCUAGAUAGUACCAACUCAAACUCAUCGACCGAGUUCUAUGGGUUCGAUGAGGGUGAGGUGGUGAAACUGGACAAACCGAGCCUACCAGGUUUGCUGCCUACGCCGAUUGUGAAGAAAUCUCAACCCUACGCACCGUUUCUUGCCUACGGUACGUGCAUCAGCGAUAAGGAGGAGGAUAGCCGUGGUGCCUCGCCAAGUUCCACCGCAACCAUUCGCAGUGAUUUGCUGCGUGAAAACGGGCUCCUAUCUUAUGGAUCGCACCCACCGCGGUUGCAGUGUCCACUCCGGCCGAGUGACAUGAUUCGACCGCGUACCGUCGCCCAGAAGCGCAUUCUUCUGGAACAUCUAAACGAUGUGCGGUAUCCGAUGAUCGACAACGAGUCCAAGAUUUACCGGUUUCUAAUGAUGAAAACGAAAAACCAGGAUGAGCAGCUAGACUUUGAGCGGAUGAAAGAGCUGCAAGACCAACAGAUACCGUUCACGCGCGGCACAUGGCGCGCACUGUCCUGGUUACGCACCGAGAAGGAUCGCAACAAUCUUCAGGCCGUUUGCAUCGAUGGCCGCUGGACCAAUCUGACAGGAUGUCGGGGCAAUCACUCGAACAAGCUGCUAAUACGUAAGAAAAUGUACUCCGGCGUCGUACAAUCAUCGGCCGGCCGAAGAAUACAUUACAUCAACAAUUGCCACUGUCCGGCGCAGUUUCCCCCGGGAGUCUCCAUCGAUCUGUCGCUAAUUGAGCCGCCGAAAAAACCCGCUAUCCUUUGCGCCUCCAAGAAGGAAGAAGUAGAUGAUGACGAGCGAAAGUUAUCCAUCGGACGACCGAAGCUGCUACCGGAUCGUUCUAAGGAAUAUCAGCAUUAUCGAUCGUUCCCGGACACUAAACCGGGGCCGCUGUCGUCGAAACGCUUGCCACCGUCGGCGUUCGAGCAGGAUCCGUAUCUGGGGCCGCUGGAGAUCUUUGAAAUGCCAACGGUCGAACUGGAGGUGUUCCCGAAGAUCGAUCGUCCGCUCGACGGACUCGUUAAACCCUACUUGAAGAUGAUACUGCCGUACAGCGGCAUCACGGAGAACUGGGCUCGUUUUGCCGUAUCUACGCUCCGAUCGACGCGCAGUGGCGACGUGCUGCCAGGCGAGGACGGUGAGCGAUCGUUCAUCUUUCAGGUACCGUACGCCAACGACGAACGGCGUUUGCUUAUCCGUCGGAGGCUGAUCACGCGCCCGGGUGAGGCCACCGUUUUGCGUACCAGUGGCCGUGGUGGAUUUGGUGCCACCGAUUUGGAACAAUUCGAACAUCAGCUUGAACAGCGGCUAACUUUCCGUGAAGCGAUCGAUCGUGCGCUCGAAAAGGGAGACCCCGCAACGGCGACACCGGUUGAUGAGGACGAACAAAUCUGUGCCGAUGUGCUCAGUGAGCUGACGAAUUCGGUGGCAAUAACAAUCGCCGAAGAGCUAUUUGCAACCGAUGAUCCAGAUUUAGAUUAUAGGGAGGAGGAGCCCGAGCAAAAGCCUUUGCUAUCAGAACAGAAAAAAGACAGUGCUACUACCGUCGGCGAUGAUAAAAAAGCGGCAAGCAAUUCAAAGGGUACGCAACCGCCAAACAAAGCAGCCACAGAUUCCGCUCCCACCGGCAAUGCGGCUCCAGAAUGUAGCAAACCUGCGGCAAAAUCGAAGCUGCUCCGCGAAAUGAAACGUCUCAAUGCGACCAUCAUUGAAAGUCCUAGCCAGCCGACCCUCGGUGGAACCGGUGGUCGUGAUUCCUCGGUGACGGAUCCAUCAGCGAAGUCCGUCCAUCGGCCAUGUGAUCCGCUGUAUUGUGCCAAGGGAUGUAUCUGUGAUGUGCUGGGAUGGUCAAUGUCGGCCCAAGCCACCAUCAGCGAAUCACGCACCAGCCACUGUCAACGCAUCGAUUGCGUUCUGGGAUGUGUUUGUGGUUACGAGCAGAAACAGGUCAAUCACACGCACGAAGUGAAGAUGAAAAGCAACAGCGCCGGAGGAGGGCUGAUUAGCGAACGGUCCUCACUGACGAGUGCCGACGUAAAGUAUCUGCGGGAGAAGGCAACGGCUCGGCUAGCAAAGGAAGAACGCGAAUUUACGCCGACCGUCAUCCUAACCGACAAUGCGACGGUGCUAGUGCGCAACACCGAAUCAGAGACGCGGCGACAGAAGAAGAAACCGAAAAAGUAUGACGAUUACUAUAAUGAAAACAGCAUGCAGAAACUGCUAAGUGGUCGGUUUGGGUUUGAGGACUAUGUACCAGCUACACCGCCACACCUACCAUCGGAGGAGAUGGCACUGCAGGUCAAACCGUUGCCGCUCGCCGACCGGAUGCGCCAUGCGCACGUACUUCUGUACAAUCUGAGCGCGCUCACCGUUCUCGAACCGUGGUGUAUGGUGCAUCAGCUGUACCGCUGCUACUGCGGUGGUACCGCAACGCAGGGUAAACCAUUCAGCUUUCUCGAGGAAAACUGUGUCGACCAAACGUCGUGGGAAUCGUCGCCGUCGACAACGACGUCGACGACAAAUAGCCCGUGUAGUAGUGGUAAUAAUAACAACAACAACAACACUUUGAGCAGUUCCAGAAUGGGCAAAAUGAUGAUAACGAACGGCAGUAGUGUUCUGUUGCCGGAACCCAAGAAAGCAGCAGACAACGGAAAUGCCGCAUUGCCUUACCUUGCACCGUUCCCCCGUAAGCGUUUGUAUUCGUUUGAAAAGAUUACUUCCGAAGCUGCACGUCCCGGACGUCCGGGGCGCCCCCCUCACACUUCGACGUGCUCAUCCGGUGGUAGUUCUGCCAGGAAGCGCGACAGCUCGGAAGAAUCCUACAAACCGCCGAACGAGCGAAGAGUGAAGCGUAAGCAGAAAGCAAACCAAACGACCAACACCACCGCCCCUAGCUGCCCUUCGGCCGCUAAUGGUGUUGAACUUGAGAGUGGUCCACGCCGUAAAGGAAUCAUGCGACGCCGUUUCUCGACCGGUGAUUGGGUAAGGCCACGGCAACUUCGGAAACUGAUGGAAGAGCAGCAGCAUGCUGCCGAUGCGCAAUACAAAAUUGUUGCCCGUCCGGCGCCGAAAGCCGGUAUUUCGAAUAUUGUACUGAAGCGCAUUCCGCACAAGGAGUCACCACCGAAGUUGACCGCAUCUCCUCCGAAGCGAUUAACUAACGGCACCACCAAUCACCGUGACGAUAACGAGUUGGAGAGAACCCCCCUUAAAACUUCUCCGACGGUCUCGCAAACAGCUCAAAUCGUGCUGAGUGAUUCCUCGGAAGAUGAGCAUCUACCGGUGGUGGACGGACGCCGCAAACAGAAGUUCACUUCCACAAAGACUCAUGUUGUCCGCCCGUCCGCGGUACCGACCAACGGCAGCAACAGUGUGAUGACUGAGGCUACCAGUGUUACUAACAGUACUGUUGCUUCUUCAACUGAUACUACUACUUCUAAAAGUGCAGCUACCAAUAGUACUACGAAUAUUACUAAUAGUAACUCAACUAAUAGUGUUACCACCGAGCUCGCCCCAACUUUAGUGGUUACGCAGCGUCAGCUACGCGAACUCAUCGAACGAGAGAAAGUCAACCCAUCACCGGUCCGCGCAGGACAGCGCCGGUUGCAGAACGUGCAUUUGGUGGACCCGACCAAUGGUUAUGAUGUACUAUGUACACCGACCAUGCGACUGGUGAUUUGCGGCAAGAAAAAGGCAUUCGUCGAUGUUCGCAUGCUGCGUCGCCCAGGCGUGUUGGACAGUUUGGUCUCACACUCCAAUGCCAUGGUGUACAUCGUGAAGAUACCCAUCAACACCACCAACACCAUUCCCAGUGCGACUCUCGGGGACGUAACGAUGACGCCCGGCUGCACUGUGCCACCGGUUACCAAUGCCACUCAAGGUCCCCCAACGAUGAUGCCACCGACCACAGUGAGGCGUAUUCUCGACCGUCGUCAUUCCGUUGCCCACGUACGAACGCCCAGUGCACCUUUUCAGCAACAGCAGCAGCAGCAGUUCCAUUCGUCGGCAUUCAGGGCGCCACACGCUAGGCGACAUGAAGUCGAUGAUGAUCGUGAUGAGAACUCGGUUGAAGGAAUAGCACCACCCGAUCAGGACCAGCUCUUCUCGUUGAUGCGCCACGUCUCAACUUUGCUGUCGCGCGACACGCCCUGUCUCAGCCAGGUGAAGGCAGGCAUCCUGCACAUCUGCCGCUGGACGGCACUGGUAACCGCGUUCGCCAUUGGUCAGGCCGACAUAAUUGAUGUGACGUACCAGAACGGCAACAAGCAGACGCUGAUCUGGAUUAACCGGCGGCCCAAUACACCGCUGCUGCUGCGCAACUACAAGUCGUACACUAGCGCACGUCAGCUGUGGCGACGGUACGGUCAGCGUGCGAUGCAGAAAGAUCACGCGACCUUGCAAGCAUCACUACUGUAUCGCAUGAUAAUCUCCGGCAUUGAUAAUCCGCUCAGCAAUCGGCAUCUAGGGCUCGUCCUGUACGGUGGUUUGCACUACUGGCUCUUCUGUGGGUUCAUCAAAACACCGAAAGAUCAAAAAUCUCUGCCCUUGGCUGAAAUGAAGGCAGCACUUCCGAUCAGGGAGCUAUCCGCGUUCGGUCUGUUAAAGAGUUUCUCCGAUAAGGGAAGUUACAGUUCUGCUGAUGUGCAUUACAGGCGUCCCCUCGAGGAAUCACAGAUUGAUCCGGAAAUCAAUCCGGUUCGUCGAUCCGUUCCUUCAUCGACCACCGGUGGGAUGCCUGCUAUUCGUGUCAUUCCCACCAGCAGUUUGCUCGAGAAAAGCACCCCAACGGGGUCGUCAAAUCCCUCGGAUACUAAGCAGAGUACCACCGGCAGUGCAAAAUCAAUAGGUCGCCCUUCAAACAUUCACAUCGCUCCCGCUUGCCCGAGUACUGAUAGUACGGAUAGACAAGACCGGAGUAGACAUUGCCGCUGGAUCAAGCUCUACAUAGUGGAUGAUUUCACCGACAUGUACAUCCCAUCGUGGAGGUAUUGCAUCCAGCAUAGCCAGCUGAUGAAGGCGAUCCAGCAUGCUAAUCGGCACCGGGCUGUGCGCUGUCUGGAGUUUACGCUAUCGCCGAAUAAUCGAUCCACGAAACGAUCUCGAAUACUGCCGCGUAUCUAUGCCGCACCCUAUCAAGACAACAGCAUCUACGUGGGACCGUUCCCGAUAACUCAAACGCAGACCGAUAUCAUGCUGUGCGUUGCCAGUGAUGGAUUGCUGUAUACGCGGGAAGAACACGAACGGCGGCACGGUAUUGCAGUUGACAGCGGUGCGAAACGAACCAAAGGACUCUGGAUUGAGAUGGCACCGGAGGCAAUGGAGCUGCUGCAGCGCCAGCUCGAUCGUACGAGGGUAAAGCGGAACGCAGAGGGUGUGCCUAGAGCGAAAGCAUCAACUUGCUUUAUCUCUCCCGCUACUACCGUUACGUUGAACAGUAAACCUCCCACAAUCAUCGACACACCCGCAGGCACGGUUAACCCAGUACGACUUGAACCGAAAGGUGUUACGGAUAGAAAUGCGACUACAGCGGCGUCUGCAAUCGCGGCAACGGACCAGCGAUCUCUAUUGAAACGUAACCAGCCGCCCGUUCCCUCCGGUAUCGCCACAUCGAAACCAGCAGUGCCUGGUGCGGUGGCUGAAGGUAAGCCAACGAUCACUCGGACGCCUUUGCAUGCUAAUGUCCGGCGCAUAGCGAUACCCUCGACGGAUCUGGAUCGUUUUACUGUAGGACCGAAGAAAUCGCGAGGUGACGACGAUGACGACAACGAUGAUGAUGAUGAUGAUGAGAUAGAAAAGGAUGGGGACGAUUAUGAAAAGAGGAAAGAAAGUGAUAUAGACGCGCAGUUCUCAUCCUCCUGCGCUAGAUCCGUUCCAUUUUCGGCGAAGAAAGCGGAAGCCUGUGCUGAUCCGGUUAAUGAUUUCGUGGCUGAGCCUGCAAAAAAAGAUGACACCGAUCGGUUGGCGCAGUUACUCGAGCAAACGAUGCAGUACACAGAACAGGAACAACGCAAGGUGGAGCAUUUGAUCAAGUCCAGCCGGCCCAUACCGGAGGAUAAGGUAAGUGUUGCAACAGAAAUAUCAGCAACACCAACAACAACAGCAGCAUUAGCCAAGGGUGGUGAACAAGAUCGAACGAUCGUCGUCCCCAUAACAAUGAACCGGAAGCGUAAAUCGGUGGACGUGAUCAACGGCGAUAGUGCUGGUGGUGAUGGUGAGGGAAAGCAGCAGCAACAGCAACAGCAACCACGGCCCGUUGUACCCGUUCAAGCGAAAUUCAUUCGUAUCGCUGAUUCGACACGCAUCACGACGAAGGAGCUUCGUGGUCCGAUUUCGAUUGUCUCAGCUGCACCUACUGCAGGACCUGCCAAAACCAUCACUUUCAGCCUGCAAAAAAAUGGUCUAUCAAGAAUGUCGAUAGGAUCGGCCACCCCUGCCGGUCCUAUCGCGACACCCGCCGUUGUCCGGUUGCAAAGGAAUGCCCUUUCGAGAGUAUCCUUGCCGCUGCCCAGCGAACCAUCAACGAGUGGUGCAGCGUGUUCUGUGCAGGCGGUUGCGAAAUCGACCACACAACCACAAACGCCUCCGACUACGACCACGCAACUGGGGUCCAAACCCGGCUCGGGUUCGGAGGUGCAAAUUCUACGAAAGAUACCAAUGGUUCGGCGUAACUCGGUGCUCACCUUGCACGAUAUUAAGCAGUACACCGGAAAGUAUAAAAUUAUCAUCCCCCCCAAACCGACUGCUGACGGUGACCCUACUGCUGCUUCCAAACCCAAUCCAAAUGGAAUCACUGGGAAGUUUCGGUUCAAGCCGACCGGAAGCAGUCCAAAGAAAAGAAAGUUACCCGCUGAAGGCACCGUCACGCUACCAGCAGCUUCUACAGCAGGUGGUCUGGAGGCAAAGAGUGUUGAUGCAAAACUGAGUGAUAGCCUGCCAACUGGCACACCUGUAAGCAGCGGGCAAAACCAGCAUCAGAGAGUGAAGAAAAAAGGAAAUUCAACGGCCCCUACUCAGCGUACAGUGGAUCCAUCGUCACUCUCAAAGCCGUCAACAUCCAAAAUAGUAUCGGAAACGGCGAAGCGGAAUAGAAAACGUACUGCGAGUAAUGCAACUUCAACAGCUACCGAGGAUGGGGCACCCGGGGCCUCCAGUUCGUCCAGUGCAGUAAAGCGGACCAAGCCAAGAGUGGGAGAUGGAAUGUCCAACAGUAUCGCACUGUCGAGUAUACAACCGGAGAUGGAGGCAUCACUGCUAAACAAGUCGCAUAAGGAGGGCAUCCUUGUGUCUAAUGUACCCAAUCUAGGUAUAGUAGAGGUAAUUCGACUGCAAAUCGUGGGACAAUUCAUCCUACGACUGCCCGAGAUCACCUCUCAGAAGCGGUCCGUUAUCGUACCUAGUUUGGAGUCUGCUGCCAACGUACUGAAUGAGUUCAUUCAACUGAACACCUAUGCUUUCCUGCCGAGCGACCUGAAGAUCGAUUGGACGUUCCAAGAACAGACGCAGCCCCUGUCCGAUUCGAAAAAGUUACGCAGCAUCAUUAACCAGCGAUGUAUUAUAACCAAAUAUGGCAUCGUGGACUUUUCGACCAAGGGAAAACUCGAAGAAUUUGAACGUGCCAUAACACCGAGGGAUCCGGAUUUGGUGCAUCAGGUGCUGGUGCUGCGGCUGGCCAUGCUCUGCUAUCCGAAGACGACGUACGAAAAGCACAAGACCAGCUGCAGCGAUGAGCAGAUCGUCACAAGGGCAACGGAAAUCAUCGCCACGUUGACACAAUCCACCAAAGCCAAGAUGCAGGAAAAGGCGUUCUACAAGAAACUGGUGGAAGAAAAUAAGCUAAAGCUGGCACAGUUAUCGAAACAAAACCCAAACGCGGUAAAGCAACUCAACAGCGAAUUGAUUUCGGUGGUCGUCAUCGAUGAUGAGGAUGAUGUUAAUGGUGAUGAUUAGAGUGUGGCCAUUAUAUUAGCUUGCCGACUCACAACCCAGUGCAGCACUGGAAGACGCUUUGAGGCAAAGUAUUGUACAAUCCUGCGGAAAGUGAUGCGUGAAAAGUGAAAGAAGCAUUGUUGAGAUUUUGCUGUAAAUGACAAAAGAAAUAAUACGAAAGCAAAUAAUCCAAAGGAAUUUUGGUUACGCUCGUCGCUGUACUAACCUAUCCGCGAUUGAUGGCUUUACCUGAUUAUGAAAGAAUAUUGUAUAGACCGUUUGGUUUAACAAGCCACCCCAUCGUCUGUAAUGCCCGACUC
Messenger RNA from Anopheles darlingi, 10645 nucleotides. RefSeq lists its product as uncharacterized. The transcript is spliced from 7 exons. Lineage: Eukaryota; Metazoa; Arthropoda; Insecta; Diptera; Culicidae. The coding region runs from base 1029 to 10346 and encodes 3105 amino acids. The record is from RefSeq and is a predicted model, not a curated record.